This is a messenger RNA of Poecilia reticulata (guppy), 2007 nucleotides long. Its product is annotated as inward rectifier potassium channel 16-like. Gene Ontology annotation, biological process: potassium ion import across plasma membrane; regulation of monoatomic ion transmembrane transport. The record is from RefSeq and is a predicted model, not a curated record. Gene Ontology annotation, cellular component: plasma membrane. Lineage: Eukaryota; Metazoa; Chordata; Actinopteri; Cyprinodontiformes; Poeciliidae. Gene Ontology annotation, molecular function: inward rectifier potassium channel activity.
AUUGCUUAAAUAUCAKGCUGAAAAUAUCAAUACAAUUGCUUGUUUUUGCUAUCUUUUGAAAAACUAGACAGACUGUAAAAAGUAGUCCUACUUCACCAUCUGGGGACAAGGACAUUUGUAGGUUUGUUUGGUUUUGGUUUUUUUUAUAUUGCGGAACCUCUAAGAUAUUCCAUAGGUCAUAAAUCAUCAGAGUGUCCAAUGAGCUUUGAGGCGGAAAUGAUUGCAGUAAUAUCAGAAAAACAAAAUGGGACUUUGCCUCAGGACCAAGUCAGUCAAGCUUUUCUACCGUUUGAAGGUUAUGUCCGCAUGAAGCACAGAUUCUCUAAUGCUCAGAGGAGCUUAUGGCCUUCGUGACACCAGAGCCAGUCUGAUUUCUACAAGGCAGGAGACUGAAAGGUACUCGCUACCAACAUGAGCACUGAAAGUGACGAGCAUAUCAUUGAUACCAAUCACACCUCAGUUCAUACGCUGAGCAAUAAAAAUGAAAAGGAAAGAAGGCGACUCCGCUACAUGCAGAAAGAUGGCCGGUUCCUGGUGGCAUUCCAGAAGCCCCCUGGAGACUGGAGCCCAUACAUACUGGACAUCUUCACCACCCUCAUAGAGAUUCGCUGGAGGAUGAUGUUCCUUCUCUUUACCCUUUCUUAUAUUCUCUCAUGGAUCUUCUUUGGUCUCUGCUAUUGGCUCAUUGCCUACAUACAUGGCGACACUCAGAGUUCAGAUAACAAUCCUUGCAUGGACAACGUACGCGGCUUUACUGGAGCAUUCCUGUUCUCAAUGGAGACCCAGGCAACUAUUGGUUAUGGCCACCGGGGAAUGACUGAGAAUUGCAUUGGGGCUAUUAUUGUGGUCACCGUCCAUAAUCUAUUUAGCUGCUUUUUCGACACCAUUAUCAUCGGCAUCAUUGUGGUUAAAAUGGCAUCUGCCCGAAGGAGGUCUCAGGCGGUGCGUUUCAGCAGCUCCGCAGUGGUCAACCUGCGGAAUAGGGUGCUGUGUCUGUCAUGGCGUYUCGGAGACUUUAGGGGUAACCACAUUCUGGAGGGAGUCGUCAAGGCCCAUCUUGUCCGGCAUGUGAAGAAGCGAGGUUCUGUUGUGAUGCUGUACCAGGAUUUGGACCUUGAGAACCCACAUGUUGUUCUCGUCACCCCCACAACAAUUGUUCACAAACUAAAACCAGGAAGUCCCCUUUACAGAAUAGGUCCAGAUGACUUGAAGAGGAAGAAAUUUGAGCUUCUAGUCUCCUUCACCUACACUGUGGACUCCACAGGGAUGCUCCAUCAGACACGCACAUCCUACACUCCUGCAGACAUCCGCUGGGGUCAGCGUUUCCACGAUAUACUGAAAGUGGGGAAGAGGCACUACCACGUGGACUAUGCUAUGUUCAAUGAAACCACCUGGGUGCCAGUGCCCAUGGUCUGUGCAGAGGCUUAUGAAAGAGGGAGUGGACACCCUAAUGAGCGCAAUUCACUCUUACCAUCAGUCACAGGGAACGGCCACAUCUACUGGGCCACCACUAACAUCCCCGAGGAGAUAAUAGUGCAAACAUCUUUGUAGGGAAACAAAUGCAUGUACUUAUGACAAACUAUUUUACUGUGCAUACUAAAUAUGAAAUGUGAAACCAUUUGAAAGUGUUUGUAUAUACAUUUGUGUCCAAAGCUUCUAAUAUAUUGGUUCAUGCAUUGUAGGCAAUAAGUUGUGUGUUUGGCUAACAAAUGGAAAUUUAAUAAAGCUUCUUUUUGUCACUUAAAAGUGCAUUUCUUUACAUUACACAACAUAAAAUAAUUAUGUUUUCUAUGUGAAAGUCCUAAGAAAGAGAAGUAGAAUUGUCCCAUUGUGAGUGGGGAAGUUAAAGAAUUGGUAGCAUAUUUACACAGUACACAAAUAUAUUAUUUUAAUCUGUCAUAAUUUACAGUGACUUCUAUCAUAUGCAUAUGUUCAGAUAUAAACCAUUCUACUGUAACUGAUUGUUUUUUUUUUACUUCAAAGAAACACUGAAAUAAACAGGGUCAU